AUGCAAUUCACCACCACUCUCGCAACAGUCGUUCUCGCUCUCACCACCGCGGCGACUGCGAUCCCCUCUCCCAUUCCUCAGAUCACUCUCCGCAUCUACAACGACCAAAGUGGCGCCAAUGCCGAAGCCACUAUCCCUGCAGACGGUACCCCAUACCACAUAUCUUCGCUCUUCGCCGGCAGUGCCAUUGACACUGGUGCUGGCAAUAUCAUCGGUACAUCGGCCCAACUCACCAGAUUCCAAGAUACGACCAAAUGUCAGCUUGUCAACCUCAACAUCCCUGGCUGGAUCUUCGAUAUCGAUGGCCGUGCGAAGAACUUUGUCGACUUGGAUGGUGAUGUUACCAAGCCGAUCCAGAUCUGGCUUGGUGGAUUCACUUUCCAUUGUGAAAAGGCUUACUAG
Messenger RNA from Alternaria atra, 402 nucleotides. RefSeq lists its product as uncharacterized. Lineage: Eukaryota; Fungi; Ascomycota; Dothideomycetes; Pleosporales; Pleosporaceae. Bases 1 to 402 code for a protein of 133 amino acids. The record is from RefSeq and is a predicted model, not a curated record. The transcript has a single exon.